Molecule: messenger RNA, 717 nt
Organism: Diaporthe amygdali
Lineage: Eukaryota; Fungi; Ascomycota; Sordariomycetes; Diaporthales; Diaporthaceae
Exons: 3
Coding region: 1-717 (238 amino acids)
Source: RefSeq, a predicted model, not a curated record
AUGGCCGAGACAGCCGAAAAGACUCAGUCUGUCUUUUGCCAAAAUACUCUAACAGCUCCUGAGAUGUAUCUGCGCCCCUUCAUACCUCGAAAAGGCACGCAGAGACACUGCGACCACCUUGACAAGCUCCAGCCCGUCAAAUGCAAGUCAAGAGAGCGGAGAAUUGAGAGCCAUGAAGUCGCUCUUUUCUUAGCAGCAGUUUUCUUAGAAGAUGCCACUCACGGGUACUGGGUGGUCGACGGACGGUCUUCCUCGGGGAAUGAAUGGACCGCAAUCGCCUGCUGUGAGACCUUUGAGCUCUUGGUACAAUGCCCACCUGGGCAAACCAUUACUCUUGGAAACUUGGACAUGGAGGUCAUCUUGCAGUCGUGCCUCGAGGAUGCAAACGGCGAUGCAUUCAUCCGGAAGCUUACCUCAACUGCAAAAUGUUGGCCCACAGGCCACGUCCGCUUCAGGUGGCUGCUGAGAGGGACGUCAGCCGAGGAGGGCCCAGCUAUGGACAGCAACACCAGCACGUCGGAUGUGCAACGAAGAAAUCCCUGCCUCGCAGUCCGCACCAUCACAAAUAAAACGCUGGACAUCUUUGAGGCAGCGAAGCCCACCUCCUGGAGGAAUCUGUGCCUCGCAGACCGCUUCGUCGCCGACACAGCGCAGGGAGUCCCUGAAAGAGCGAGCGUGUUCAUUACUCCAAUUCAAGCGACUCUCUCUCGGGUCUAA